Microcebus murinus (gray mouse lemur) is the source of this 1526-nucleotide messenger RNA. RefSeq names its product zona pellucida binding protein 2 (gene ZPBP2). Gene Ontology annotation, cellular component: extracellular region; zona pellucida receptor complex; acrosomal vesicle. Lineage: Eukaryota; Metazoa; Chordata; Mammalia; Primates; Cheirogaleidae. The record is from RefSeq and is a predicted model, not a curated record. Gene Ontology annotation, biological process: binding of sperm to zona pellucida; acrosome assembly.
CCCCGCGCCCGCGCACGCGCUCUCCGGCCUGUCCGCUCCCGCGGUAGCUACCGACGGGUAGGGAAGUCGGCCUGGGCGGUUUGCUCCGCUCUGUGAAGGAGAGAUGCGGAGGCGUUGGGCUCGGGUUGAGGUAGGAAGGAGCCCAUCCCUCGACGCCUUCCGCGACGCUAAAUAGCCGUGAUGCGAGCGUGGGUCCUCUUCUCCGCGGUGCUCUGCUGCCUCGCAUUGGAUGGCAGCGUUCCUCCUUAUUCCAUAAGAAAGACUUCGUGUAUGGCCUGCGAGGACACCCAGUGAAAAUAUAUGUGAAAUUACAUCAAGAUACCCCAGUCCUUAUCUGUAUGGAUGUUAAACAUGCUAAGAAAGAAAUAGUGGACCCCACCUACAUUUGGAUUGGGCCUAAUGAAAAUACAUUAACAGAAAAUCAACGAAUAAAUAUAACUAAAACAGGAGAGCUGAUAGUGAAAGAUUUUGUGGAGCCUUUGUCUGGACUUUACACAUGUACUUUUUCUUACAAAACUGUCAAAGCAGAAACCCAAGAAGAAACAUCAGUGAAAAAGAGAUAUGACUUUAUGAUCUUUGCCUAUCGGGAACCUGAUUAUUCUUAUCAGAUGGCUGUUCGUUUUACCACAAAGUCUUGUCUAGGAAGAUAUAAUGACCUUCUCUUUAGAGUGCUGAAGAAAAUCUUGGAUAAUCUAAUGUCUGAUUUGUCAUGCCAUGUCAUAGAACCAUCAUAUAAAUGCCAUUCUGUUGAAAUUCCAGAACGUGGCCUCAUACAUGAGCUAUUUAUAGCCUUUCAAGUUAAUCCUUUUGCUCCAGGGUGGAGAGGUACAUGCAAUCAAUCUGUUGACUGUGAAGAUAUCACUAAUAAUAAUGUCCUCCAGGCAAGAAAUCGAAUAGAAGAAUUUUUUCGGAGUCAAGCAGAUAUUUUCUCCCACAACUUUAAUAAAACUCUACCAGCUAUGCAUUUUGUGAACCACAGUUUUCAAGUAGAACGUCUGGAUAGCUGUAGACCAGGCUUUGGAAAAAAUGAAGGUCUACACAGUAAUUGCGCUAGCUGUUGUGUGGUUUGUAGUCCUGGGACUUUUAGUCCUGAUGUUGCUGUUAUUUGUCAGACCUGCAUUUCCAUCCAUGUCUACGGAGCUAAAUCUUGCCCAUAAACUUCAAACAAAAAUCAGCAAUAUAAAGACUAGAGGUAAAGCAUUGUUACUCGCUUGUGGAGGUGGGGGACAUAAAAUGAUUUGUUCACAUCCCAGAGCAUUAUAGAUACUUCCAUUAAGUAAAAUCUGUAAGACCAAAACACUGGAAAACAUAGAUUUUAGAAAUUGAAAAAGUUGACAUAGCAUUUCUAAGAAGGAAUUUAACCCAAUAUCUCCAAUGUACAAAGAAAGUUUUAAGUAUUAGUGGAUGAUUUUUAAUGAAAUAUGUUUUGUUGUUUACAAACUGAAUCUGUUGCUCUGUACCUAAGACUAUACAUUAAGGUCUAGAAGAAUAGCAAAGUAUAAUACAAUAAAAAUUUUAUACUUUCC